AGCUUAUGUACACUUAUACAGUAAUGCCCCAAUAUGUCUCAGCCGAAUGAAAACUCACAAGUGUUGCCUCAAUUCCGGGACACAAAACUCGGUAAAUUUCGCAUCGGGAAGUCCAGCAGCGGAGGCGGCUUCUACCUUCAAUAUGAUUGGAAGAUUAUCGUCCUAUAUCUGGCCGUGAAUCUCGCCUUCCUUACAAUGAGUCUGAUUUUACUGAUUGGGGUGAAAGUGUAUGUACCCGGAUGGGUUGUAUUGGGCAUCUGGGUUGUCCUCACAAUUUGCGGAAUCAUUUGUGUCGUCAUAGAAUACUAUAGGUCGAGGAAACACGCGUCGAAAUCGAGUAAACAAGAAAGGAUCGAGAUGGAACUGAAGGCAACACAGAAAGAGAGUCUCUCCAAUUUUCCGUGCGAUCCAGUGAUGAAUCGAGCGAUAACAAAUCUAGUGUUCCAUGGACAGGGUGACUGCGAUGAAUGCAGGUUAUUACGUCACAGAGAAGAUUACAAUACAACUCAGAGAAUGACGAGUUAUCCGAGCCCGACACCAAGCACAGGCAAAGUGUUUCCAAAGCUUUCAACUCCGAUCCUCGCAUCAGGAAGUAUCAAUACCAGCUAUCAAUCUUCCCCUGCACAUUCAGGUCAAGCGCAUCUACAUGGGUUCCAACGACCGAUGCCAGGUCCCAGCAAGAUUGAAGUUCGCGCUGUUGUUGAACGAAGUCGCUUCAGUGAGACGCAGACGAAUUUUUCAAGUGAUUAUUAUGACGAAAUAGACGAUGAUGAUGAUGUUUUUUAUAACGCAAACAAUAAUAAUAAUAACAGCAACAGAAAAACUAAAGUAAACACGAAAAUUUUAAUCGAAAACGAGAAAAUUCCUACUAAUUCGAGAAGCAAAUUUACUGGAAUCAAAACAAACACUGAAAAUUCUUUUUUAUCCAGUACUUUCGGUACAGAAACCGCCAUUGAUCGCGUUCCACUAGUCUACGAAUCUCUUUCGAACGAUUCAUUUGUGUCACGUGGUACGAAUAGCAGACGACAACAGCAUAGUGACGUAACUAUCGGAAGACGACAAUCCAAAAAACGUCGAAUAACUAGCCGUAGGAGCGGGGUUGUUAGAAAAUAUUCGAGCAAUUCAAUAAGAAGAAAAGAUAAUAGACAUAAAAAGAAAACUCCUCCUCGCCAGAAAGCGAAAGAUUCGACGAGUCCCUCAGCUCAAAACUACGGAUCAAUGGACAACCGAUCUGGCAUUAAUGACAGACGAACCAACCAAGGAACAAACGAUAUUAUGAUGUCACUACACUCGACGGCACAAUGACGUAAUUGUUCUGUCACUUUUGAUUUGCCAAUAAAAUUAAUA
This is a messenger RNA of Styela clava, 1347 nucleotides long. RefSeq lists its product as uncharacterized. Lineage: Eukaryota; Metazoa; Chordata; Ascidiacea; Stolidobranchia; Styelidae. The record is from RefSeq and is a predicted model, not a curated record.